GCCCGGCUCCUCCUGCAGCGCGGCAGGCUGUGCGGACAUGGCCGCGGCGGUGGCGGUGGCGGCCGCGUCUCGGCGCCAGUCGUGCUAUCUGUGUGACCUGCCCCGCAUGCCCUGGGCCAUGAUCUGGGACUUCACGGAGCCCGUGUGCCGCGGCUGCGUCAACUACGAGGGCGCCGACCGCGUGGAGUUCGUCAUCGAGACGGCGCGCCAGCUGAAGCGUGCUCACGGCUGCUUCUCCGAGGGCCGCUCCCCGACCGGCGCGCAACCCGCCACCGCCAAGCCACCGCCACUGUCGGCCAAGGACCUACUGCUGCAGCCGCCGCCGCAGCUGGGCCACGCGGGCGCCGAGGCCGCGCGCGCUCAGGCCAUGGAGCGCUACCCGCUAGCGCCGGAUCGGGCCCCGCGCCUGGCCUCCGACUUCGGCACGCGUGCCGGUGCGGGCCUCCCGCAGUCGGCCGCGCCGCAGCCCACGCCGGCGAACGGCAUCCUGGUGCCCAACGGUUUCUCCAAACUGGAGGAGCCGCCCGAGCUGAAUCGCCAGAGCCCGAACCCGCGGCGCGCACACGCCGUGCCGCCCACCCUGGUGCCUCUGGUGAACGGCUCCGCCGCGCUGGGGCUGAGUGGCCGUGCUGCGGCCACACUGGCCGCGGUGAGUGGGACGCCGGGCCUGGGCGCCCAGCCCCCGGAGCUGGGCACCCACAAACGGCCGGCGUCGGUGUCGGGUGCGGCGGAGCACGAGGCGCGUGAGCCUAGCAAGGAGAAGGCGCAGCCCGCGCACCGGAGCCCGGCCGACAGCUUAUCCGGCGCGGCCGGGGCGAGCGAGCUCGGCGCCGACGGUGCAGGCAAGGGUCGAGCGCCCGGGGAGCAGGACUGGGCCAGCAGGCCUAAGACGGUGCGCGACACGCUACUGGCGCUGCACCAGCACGGCCACUCGGGCCCCUUCGAGAGCAAGUUCAAGAAGGAGCCGGCCCUGACUGCAGGCAGGUUGUUGGGUUUCGAGGCCAACGGGGCCAACGGGUCUAAAGCAGUUGCAAGAACAGCAAGGAAAAGGAAGCCUUCUCCAGAACCGGAAGGGGAAGUCGGGCCCCCUAAGAUCAAUGGCGAGGCUCAGCCUUGGCUGUCCACUUCCACAGAAGGGCUCAAGAUCCCCAUCACCCCUACAUCCUCUUUUGUGUCUCCACCACCCCCCACUGCCUCUCCUCAUUCCAACCGGACCACACCGCCUGAAGCGGCUCAGAACGGCCAGUCCCCCAUGGCAGCCCUGAUUUUAGUAGCAGAUAAUGCUGGGGGCAGUCACGCCUCGAAGGAUGCCACCCAGGUUCACUCCACCACCCGGAGGAACAGCAGCAGCCCGCCCUCCCCCUCCUCUAUGAACCAAAGAAGGCUUGGCCCCAGAGAGGUGGGGGGCCAGGCCACCGGCAGCACAGGGGGACUGGAGCCGGUGCACCCUGCCAGCCUCCCAGACUCCUCUCUGGCGGCCAGCGCCCCCCUGUGCUGCACCCUCUGCCACGAGCGGCUGGAGGAUACCCACUUUGUGCAGUGCCCAUCUGUCCCUUCGCACAAGUUCUGUUUCCCUUGCUCCAGACAAAGCAUUAAGCAGCAGGGCGCUAGUGGAGAGGUCUAUUGUCCAAGCGGGGAGAAGUGCCCUCUGGUGGGCUCCAACGUCCCCUGGGCCUUCAUGCAAGGAGAGAUUGCUACCAUCCUCGCCGGAGAUGUGAAAGUGAAAAAGGAGAGAGACUCGUGACUUUCUGCGUUCAGAAAGGCCCACGGUUACCUUUAACUCAAAACUUCUUGAACUGUAUAUAAAUCUCCAUAUAUAUAUAUAUAAAUAUAUAUAUCCAAGACAAGGGAAAUGUAGACUUCAUAAACAUGGCUGUAUAAUUUUGAUUUUUUUUGAAUACAUUGUGUUUCUAUAUUUUUUUUUGACGACAAAAGAUAAGCUCUCCAAAAACAUGAAUAAAGAACCAUCCUGCCGAAUGGGAGAAGUCUGUCCAGCUGCGGAAAAGGCCACCUGUGGUUUCUCUGUGCUAGUGGCAAAGGAGGCAAAACUUGACCUGUUUUGAAGGGGGUGCGCUUUUGAGAUGAAGGGCCCGUGUGCAUCUGCCCAGCUUUGGGUGGCCUUCAGAAGACUUGCAGCCAGAGUGUUGUACUGGAGGGGGUGGGGUGGGGUGGGGGGAGUCUUUCCCUGGCCUACUCUAAAACCGUUCACCUGGGGACCUGGGUUGAUCUUUUCUUGUCCUUGAUGACAUUGUGGAUGUUGUCCACAGCUGGAUAGAUGAUGUCAGAGUCCCAAUACUGUUCCAGCCGUGACUUCAAUACCCAGAAUAUUAGGGGAUGGGGUGUCAGCAGUCCCUUUUUGCUUUAACAAAUUAUAGACUUUAACAGAUAUAGUUAGUGUCUUUCAUGUGGCCUCACUCUGAAGUUACGAAAACAUACACAUGGUUUACAGCUUUUCUAUAUAUCUUUUCCUGGCCACCAAGUGUUUUGAAAGUGUGCCACCUUUUAACCUUUGCUUUUUUUUUUAAGUUGAAGGUGAUAAUUUUUCUAUAUAUGAUGAAACUCAUGUCUACUGAAAUAAGUGUAAUCUUAGCUAUCAACAUUAUAUUUUAAAACCAUGCUAUGGAAAUAUCA
This is a messenger RNA of Peromyscus eremicus (cactus mouse), 2631 nucleotides long. RefSeq names its product interferon regulatory factor 2 binding protein 2 (gene Irf2bp2). Gene Ontology annotation, molecular function: transcription corepressor activity. Bases 38 to 1744 code for a protein of 568 amino acids. NCBI's taxonomy places the organism in Eukaryota, Metazoa, Chordata, Mammalia, Rodentia, Cricetidae. The record is from RefSeq and is a predicted model, not a curated record. The transcript has 3 exons. Gene Ontology annotation, biological process: regulation of transcription by RNA polymerase II. Gene Ontology annotation, cellular component: nucleus.